Verticillium dahliae VdLs.17 is the source of this 603-nucleotide messenger RNA. RefSeq lists its product as uncharacterized. The record is from RefSeq and is a predicted model, not a curated record. The transcript has a single exon. NCBI's taxonomy places the organism in Eukaryota, Fungi, Ascomycota, Sordariomycetes, Glomerellales, Plectosphaerellaceae. The coding region runs from base 1 to 603 and encodes 200 amino acids.
AUGUACGUCUCCCAGCUCCUCCUCGCUGUGGCCGCUGCCUCGACUGCCGCUGCCGUCAACAUGGCUCCGCGCGAACCGACACCCACCACGGCAGCCGCGCACGUCGCCGGCCGCGACCUCGCAGAGUGCUCGUCCGUCGCCGCCGACGUGCUGCCCCAGCUCACGAGCGCUCCCACGCCCGACUCGGACCUCGCGCGCUUCAUCCUGACCGAGCCAGCCAUCCUGUCAGCCGAAGACCAGUGCGCCGUGCCGUCCGUCACGGGCUCCAUGGCCUCCGAGUUCACCAGCUACGCGAGCGCCCUGCUGGCCUGGCAGGAGGACCACAUCGGCGAGUUUCGCAGCCUGUGGCAGGCCUGCAGCGACGUGCCCGGCAUCCGCGACCAGGUUGACCUUCCCACGGGCUCCGGCUCGUGCGCCAGCCUCGCGGCCAAGAUCACGGGCGUGGCAGAGCCCGCGGCAACGGGUACGUCGGGCAGCGACGGCUCGCCUGCCGCAACGGACGCGUCGGCGUCGCAGUCUGACAAUGCCGCGCCGCGUGCAUCGGGACGCGCGCUUGUUGGCAUCGCGGCGGGUUGUCUCGCCGCUGUUGGUCUGAUGUACUAG